Messenger RNA from Tachysurus fulvidraco (yellow catfish), 6685 nucleotides. It is a transcript of the gene ralgapb, whose product is annotated as Ral GTPase activating protein non-catalytic subunit beta. The record is from RefSeq and is a predicted model, not a curated record. The transcript is spliced from 35 exons. Lineage: Eukaryota; Metazoa; Chordata; Actinopteri; Siluriformes; Bagridae. Gene Ontology annotation, molecular function: GTPase activator activity. Gene Ontology annotation, biological process: activation of GTPase activity; regulation of small GTPase mediated signal transduction. The coding region runs from base 191 to 4882 and encodes 1563 amino acids.
CCCUGGUGGUGAGCUGUACGCGCUGUGGACAAACGUCUGCGCUGCACAGCCAUGGAUGUAAUCUAGCUAGGUUGUGACAAAGAUGCUGCAAACUUUCUUCUGUUUGUCCUACCAGAGCCAUUGAAAAGACACAAAUGCUUGCUAUGACAUCGGAAGCAGAGCUCAGCUGGAUGCAGUAGAGAUCUCAGCCAUGUACUCGGAAUGGAGGUCUUUGCACCUGGUGGUGCAGAGCGAUCAGGGUCACGUCAGCGUCCUGCAUUCGUACCCGGCCUCUGUGGGUCGUGACGUUGCCAACGCGGUCUUGCGCCCACUGGGGUCCACACUGGGAGCUUCUGCCUCUGAGUGCCUCCUGAAGACAGAUAAAGAGGUGAAAUGGACUAUGGAAGUAAUAUGUUACGGUCUGACUCUUCCGUCGGACGGAGAUACAGUCAAGCUCUGUGUGGACGUUUACACGGACUGGAUCAUGGCACUUGUGUCACCAAGAGACUCCAUACCACAACCCAUCAUUAAAGAGCCCAACCUUUAUGUCCAGACUAUCCUCAAACAUCUUUACAACCUCUUCCUGCCAAGGCCCGAGCACUUCAGCCCUAUGCACUUCAAGCUGUGUCAGCAGGUGCUCACUGCAGUGCAGAAACUCGCCCGGGAUUCCUCCUGUAUGGCCCGAGAGACGUGGGAGGUGCUGCUUCUCUUCCUGCUUCGUAUCAAUGACACACUGCUCGCCCCACCCACUGUGGGAGGUGGUAUAGCAGAGAAGCUGGCUGAGAAAUUGAUCAGUGUACUGUUUGAAGUUUGGUUCCUGGCCUGUACGCGCUGCUUCCCGACACCACCAUACUGGAAGACCGCCAGAGAGAUGUUAGCAAACUGGAGACACCACCCACCUGUGGUGGAGCAGUGGAGCAAAGUCAUCGCUGCUCUUACCUCCAGACUGCUGAGGUUCACCUAUGGACCAUCCUUCCCUCCUUUUAAAGUGCCAGAGGAGGAUUCAAGUCUCAUACCUAUAGAAAUGGACAAUGAUUGUGUAGCACAGACUUGGUAUCGCUUCUUACACAUGCUAAGUAAUCCAGUGGAUCUCAGUAACCCUGUGAUUGUGAGCUCCACUCCCAAGUUCCAGGAGCAGCUGCUGGGGGUGAGCAGCGUUCCCCAGGAGGUGAUCCAGCACCCAUGUCUCAAACAGCUGCCUCAGAUCUUCUUUCGUGCCAUGAGGGGCAUCAGCUGCCUGGUGGAUGCUUUCCUAGGUGUGGCAGUUUUUAAGAAAAACGAGAUUCAUGAAACUCUGCCCUCUUAUGGAUCCGCACUGUCUAGGAGAUAUAUUCGAGACAGACUUCCCUCUCUAGGUGUUGCUGCAUUUCGAGACAGACUACCAUCUUAUGGUAUAUCCAGACCCCGCUCAGACAGCGCUCCACCCACCCCUGUUAAUCGGCUAAGCAUGCCGCCACCCCCAACCACCACCAACACCACACCCCCUCACAGCCGCAGACACAGACCGUCAGCGGUUAACAAAACCACCAGCAAAGCCUCUACGACUGGCCAGUCCAAAGUGUUGCACCAGCCGUCCUCCACCUCUCCUUUGUCCAGUCCCAAUCAGACAAGCUCAGAGCCGCGCCCGCUGCCUGCUCCCACCAGACCAAAGGUCAACAGCGUGCUGAACCUUUUUGGCCAGUGGCUGUUCGACGCCGCACUCGUUCACUGCAAACUUCACACCGGCCUCAGCAGAGAAAGCAGCGUGACGGCAACAUUUUUCCAAAUUCUUCUUUCUUAUAAAUCUUCUCUUGCUACUCAGGCCGGAGUAGAACUGAGAAGAAAAGGUUCUCAGAUGUCCACUGACACCAUGGUGUCCAAUCCCAUGUUCGAUGCCAACGAGUUUCCGGAUAAUUACGAGUCGGGUCGAGCCGAGGCAUGCGGAACGCUGUGUAGAAUCUUCUGCAGCAAAAAGACUGGAGAAGAAAUUCUACCUGUCUAUCUGUCCAGAUUCUACAUGGUUCUCAUCCAAGGCCUUCAAAUUUCCGACUUCAUCUGCCGGCCAGUUCUGGCCAGUAUUAUCUUGAACUCCUCGCCUUUGUUCUGCUCUGAUCUGAAAGGGAUUAACGUGGUGGUUCCGUACUUUAUAUCUGCACUGGAAAUUAUUUUACCUGACCGUGAAUUGGUCAAAUUUAAAUCGUAUGUAAACCCCACUGAACUGAGAAGAGCUUCCAUUAACAUCCUGCUAUCCAUGCUGCCCCUGCCUCACCAUUUUGGCAACGUUAAAUCGGAGGUACUUUUGGAAGGGAAAUUCAGCAAUGAUGAGAGUUCGCUUAAUGAUAAGCCAGUCUCCUUCCUUUCACUGAAGCUGCGAUUGGUCAAUAUCUUGAUUGGUGCCCUGCAAACAGAGACAGAUCCACUCAAUACACAGAUGAUACUAGCUGCAAUGCUGAAUAUUGUUCAAGAUUCUGCACUUUUGGAGUCUAUAGGCGCACAAACCGAAGUGGGAAGCGUGGACAGCAGUCAUUCUUUGGCUAAGAGCCACAGUCGCAAUAAUAGUGGCAUCAGUAAUUCUAGUGCAGGCAGCUCUGAGGCCACUACUCCAGACAGCGACAGACCUGCUCAGGCUCUUCUGCGAGACUACGCUCUCCACACAGACACGGCAGCCGGCCUGCUGAUCCGCAGCAUCCACCUGGUCACCCAAAGACUCAACUCACAGUGGAGGCCUGACAUGAGCAUUUCGCUUGCUGCCCUGGAACUGCUUGCUGGCCUUGCGAAGGUGAAGGCGAGUGUGGAGUCUUCGGACCGGAAACGAGCUGUGAGUUCAGUUUGUAGUUACAUUGUGUACCAGUGCAGUCGACCUGCCCCACACCACUCUAGAGACCUACACUCCAUGAUCGUGGCUGCCUUCCAGUGCCUCUGCGUGUGGCUCACAGAGCAUCCUGACAUGCUCAAUGAAAAGGAUUGUUUGAUAGAAGUGUUAGAGAUUGUUGAACUGGGCAUCUCGGGUAGUAAGUCCAAGACGGGCGAACAGGAAGUGAGGUAUAAGGGCGACAAAGAACAUAAUCCUGCCUCUAUGAGGGUCAAGGAUGCAGCCGAAGCCACACUGUCAUGUAUAAUGCAGGUGUUGGGGGCAUUUCCAUCUCCCAGUGGUCCUGCUUCCACCUGCAGCCUGCUGAAUGAGGAGACACUGAUUAAAUACUCCAGGCUGACAUCCACAUCUCACAGUAACUUCAGAUACUUUGUCCUUGACAAUUCGGUCAUCCUGGCCAUGCUGGAGCAGUCCCUCGGCAACGAACAGAACCCAUGUCCUUCUGUCACAAUGCUGAUUCGAGGCAUGUGUGGUCGUCAUGCCUGGACAAUGAAACUGUUCCACCAGCCUCGAGGAGCCAGGGCCAAUCAGAAGCAGGUGUUUGUUCCUGAGAGUCGGCCAACUCCCAAAAAUGACGUCGGGAUUCGUUUUAAUGUCAAACACAGGCCGUUCCCAGAAGAGGUGGACAAGAUCCCGUUUGUCAAAGCAGACCUGAGCAUUCCAGACUUGCAUGAUAUCGUAGAUAAAGAGGAGACAGUAAUAUCAUGUACAGCAGCCUCGAUGCACUCUGAUACGUUUCUGGAACAGCAGCACGAAAAGCUGCGUGGUGUGAUGGUGAAGCAGAAAGAGUAUGAGACCAGUCUGGAGCACUACACAGAGGACCUGUGGAGGAAUAAACCUUUCCCCGACCCGCUCACUGACUGCAGGCCUCCCCCUCCAGCGCAGGACUUCCAAACAGCUCGUCUCUUUCUCUCACAUUUCGGCUUCCUGUCACUAGAGGCGCUCAAGGAGCCAAGUAACAGUCGUCUGCCUCCUCAUCUCAUCGCUUUAGACUCGGCCACAUCAGGCUUCUUUGAUGACGUUGGCUAUCUGGACUUGUUGCCGUGCAGACCGUGUGACACAGUAUUCAUCUUUUACAUGAAGGCAGGCCAGAAGAGCAGUCAAGAGAUCUUAAGGAAUGUGGAGUCUUCAGCAAGUGUGCAGCCACAUUUUCUGGAGCUGUUAUUGUCUCUUGGCUGGCCAGUCGAAGUAGGGCAUCACCCAGGCUGGACUGGGAGUGUGUAUACCAGCUGGACCAUAAACACAUCUAAUGGCACGGACACACCAGAUGAGUUUGUAGCCGUGGGAGAGACGGGAGGAGGAAUUUUUAACGGUGAAAAGAGAGUGCUGUACUAUGCUGAUGCGCUCACCGAAAUCGCCUUCGUGGUGCCCUCGCUCACUGACUCCUCAGCGGAGUCAUCUGAGAAUAGUUUCCCAACAGCGGACUCUGAUUCCCAAAUUGAGCUGAUGCCUAACCUACUGAACCAACCCAACCUGACACUGGAGCUCUUUCCCAACCACUCUGACAACAUGGGACCUUCACAACGGUCUCCGUCAGUGAAGAGUAAGAAAAUGGCAUCAGGAAGGAGUAUACCACCUCUGGGUCCCGAGACUAAAGUACUUGUGGUGUGGGUGGAGCGCUAUGAUGACAUAGAAAACUUUCCUUUAUCCGAGUUGCUGGCCGAGACCAGCACAGGAGUGGAAAGUGCAGUCAACAGCAGUGCUUCCAGACCAAGCUCAUCAGAGAAAGAUGUACCAGUCAUAUUUAUCCACCCACUAAAGACUGGUCUAUUCCGCAUCAAGCUGCAUGGAGCCAUGGGGAAGUUCAGCAUGGUCAUUCCCCUCGUGGACAACAUGGUGGUCAGCAGGAGAUCACUGGGUUUCCUAGUAAGACAGACGGUAAUUAACACAUGUCGGAGGAAGAGACUGGACAGCGACUCGUACAGCCCUCCGCAUGUACGGCGAAAACAGAAAAUUGCUGAAAUCGUUAACCGUUACAGGAACAAACAGCUGGAGCCCGAGUUCUACACGUCACUGUUUCAGGAGGUUGGAGAGACGAGCUUAAACCCUUAAACACACACACAGCACAGCACAAGGCUCUUUUUUCCCAUGGUGGAGAGUUUGCUGUUUUAUUAAUUGCCUAAUGGCCGUAGUCUUUCAGCUGUCAAAAGCUAUGUUCAUUGCCCAUGUGACAGCGUGUUAGCUGGUCCGAUUGCUGACAUGGAAAGGAUGCUCUUCCUUUUUCUUAUUACUGUACUUCACAUGUUUUAAUUUUUUUUUUCCAUCAUGGGAGACCUGUAAAGAAGCAUAGAUGCAAAACCUUUACUCCAAAAUCUAUUAUUCAUAAUAAACACUAAUGUGAGUGUUUCUUCAGACACAGUCACACAUGUACACUAGUGCCAGUCUGUGUUGAUGCAUAACACGUCUCUUUUCUUUUCAAACUCAGGUGGUUUUACCAUUUUUCAUAUGCAUUGACAUGGUCAUGGUCAUGCACUCCAACAAGCUGACCUCAGCAUCAUUCAUGUUCUAUCUCUCUCUCUCUCUCUCUCUCUCUCUCUCUCUCACACACUCACUGUCUGUCUGUCUCUCUCUCUCACUCUCUGUCUGUCUGUCUCUCUCUCUCUCACACACACUCUCACUCUGUCUGUCUCUCUCACACUCACUCUCUUUCUGUCUGUCUCUCUCUCUCUCUCUCUCUUCGUUCUAUCUCUACUUUUACAUUGACUUUGACUUCACAGAAGUCCUUAUGCUGAUACUCCGUUCAAAGAUUGUUUGGCUCUCUCUAUUUUAUGUAUUUAUAUCAGUUAGAAAAAUGACUUUAAAAAUCCAUGCGAUUAUUUAAAGUCAACAACAAACUACUGAACUCUCCAGUACAGCGUCCCAGACGUUUGACGCUUACUACCAUCCUGUUUAAUCCUGUGAUGCUCUUUCAAGCCUUCUGGUUUUUUUUGUUUUUUUUUCUUUUUUUCAGCCUAAUCGAGACAUAUUUUCAACUGAAAGUCAUAAGGGCUAUCUUUUGGUUUAAUUUUAAGUUUCCUGUUAAAUGUAGACGUGUCAUGUCUCGUUUUUUUUUUUGUUUUCAAUUUCUGCUGGAUGUCAGAAACACUGGUCAUUUUUAGACGUUAUUUACAUUUUUUCAUUCCUUAUUUUUAGAUUAAAAAAGAUUUUGAUCCGAUCAUGUUUCAUCUCUUCUUCACACAGAGAUACGUGUAGUGUCAUCUUGCCUUCCUCUGUGUGUUUUGACAUGUAGCUUUUAAAACACACAUCACUACAGAGAACUUGACUGAAAGGAACGACUGUUAAAACGUUACUGUACUGGUCCAUGAUGCUCAUUCAGGUUAUCUUGCUUUUUCUUUUUUCCCCAUGUUUUAUUUCCCUCCAUUUAAGAAAAGAAAAACAUCUGUAAUUAAUAAAGGACAAGUCUUGUGCUAUAAAAGUGUAAAUCCCAAUCUAAAUAAAAAAACAUUUAACACUGAUAUUGUACACAAAUAUUAUACACCACCUCAGUUUUUAUAUCAAUAGAAAAACUAUUUCAGCUGAUAAAAUGAAAAAUUGAACCAUUUUACUAUAAAAGACAACUUUACUGAGCUAUGUUUCCCAACACACAGGACUUGGACCUUUAUUCGGUUGGUUAAAGACGCCCGUCUUCUCAUUUCUGUAAAUAAUGAAGGCAUCGACUUUGUAUAAAGUUGGACUUUAAAUGUAAAUAUAAGGGUGUGAAGUUUUGCUCACUCAUCUUAUUCUAUUAGGAAAGGCACAAAAAAAGAACGCUUGUUUGUAUUUAUGCCGAUCAUAUAUGUGUCCUAAAGAAACACAUUGGGUAUUGAAUGUAACACAUAUAAUGAAAUAAAGAUUUUAAGUAACUUCUUAUCAUAA